Messenger RNA from Lachancea sp. 'fantastica', 468 nucleotides. The record is from the annotation of a GenBank genome assembly. NCBI's taxonomy places the organism in Eukaryota, Fungi, Ascomycota, Saccharomycetes, Saccharomycetales, Saccharomycetaceae.
AUGGUGAGAGACCGCCACGCGAUACUUGGCACCUCAAUACCGUUUUUUUUAACCUGGCAUUCAAUCUUUGGCGACAGAUCACUCUGUACUAAUGUGUCACAUUUCAAAAGGUAUCAACAUCCUGCAUGUCCUUCCCCAUUGUUUUUGCCAUUGCUCUGCAAAAAGAGUGCUUAUUACCACCCCACAUUGAUACAUGCUUGCGAAUUAACCCAGGGUUGCAUCCUCGACUUGUUCGAUCCCAAUCUCUGCGUCUUAUUUUCAUGCGAACGACUAUUUCAGAAUAAGAACCCACAACUCGACUUUCGGGACUCAUAUUUCUCCUGGAAUAUUAUAUUCGCCAUUGUCACCACAUUAUCAUUGUCAUCGCUAGAAUCUUCACAUCAACUUCAAACUUGCUGGUCGAUUCGUAGCAGUUUGUUUUAUAGCCACCUCGUGCAAACUGCUUUUCUACAAGUUCAAGAUUCUUAG